This is a messenger RNA of Austrofundulus limnaeus, 2586 nucleotides long. RefSeq names its product 5-hydroxytryptamine receptor 1B. The record is from RefSeq and is a predicted model, not a curated record. Gene Ontology annotation, molecular function: G protein-coupled serotonin receptor activity. Gene Ontology annotation, biological process: chemical synaptic transmission; regulation of behavior; bone remodeling. Gene Ontology annotation, cellular component: plasma membrane. Lineage: Eukaryota; Metazoa; Chordata; Actinopteri; Cyprinodontiformes; Rivulidae. The transcript has a single exon. Bases 583 to 1722 code for a protein of 379 amino acids.
GCACCCCAUACAAAUCUGUUUCUGCACAGGAUAAAUUAUUAUUUCUUAUCAGUCUUUCUGUUCAGAAUCCUUUUCUACAGUGAAUGGAAUAAAACGCAAAUAUUACAAUUUGAAAACAAUCCUAAAAGCGGUGUGAGAGAGCAAAGAGAAAGAUUUCAGGUCUGAAGGUGAACUUUAUGAGUUUCUGCUGGAGGAGGAGGAAGAGGAGGAGGAUGGGGAGGAGAACGAGGAGGAGGAGGAGGAGGAGGGGGCUGCGGUAUAAAAGCUGGAGUCACUUCAGAUCUGAAGUUGAGGAGCGUCGCGCGCGCAGCGGAUUAAAAGGCUCUCCUCUUCCCGCCCUGGAUGUGAGCGGGUCCAACAUCUCAUCAUGAAGCCGGUCUGUCUCCGGAUGCUUUUCGCGGGAGUUUGAGUUGCCGGGAGUCCAGAAGCCGCGGAUGGAGUGAAGAAGAUGAAGAAGAGGAGACUCGAGGCUUCCCGCGGGACAUGGACACGCUGCAGUUCUGCAGAGGAGACGCGCGCGCGGAGGAUCCGGGUCUCCUGUGAGCUCCAUGAGGCGGGAGUCUGACGCGGGCAGGUGGAGGGAUGGAGGCACCGAGCCCCCCCGCCAACAUCUCCGGCAGCAAUGAGACCCAGUCCAACCUGACCUCCGGGGCGCAGGAGCCGGACUCCGGUCUGGGCUUCCAGGUGGUCCUGGCCCUGACUCUGGCCCUCAUCACCCUGGCCACCACCCUCUCCAACGCCUUCGUCAUCGCCACCAUCUACCAGUCCCGGAAGCUGCACACGCCGGCCAACUUCCUGAUCGGGUCCCUGGCGCUGACGGACCUGCUGGUGUCGGUUCUGGUGAUGCCCAUCAGCGCGCUCUACACCGUGUGCCAGACCUGGACCCUGGGCCAGGUGCUGUGCGACAUCUGGCUCAGCUCGGACAUCACGUGCUGCACCGCCUCCAUCCUCCACCUGUGCGUCAUCGCGCUGGACAGGUACUGGGCCAUCACGGACGCGGUGGAGUACUCCAAGAAGCGCACGCCGGCGCGCGCGGCGGGGAUGGUGGCUACGGCCUGGGUGAUCGCCAUCUCCAUCUCCCUGCCGCCCUUCUUCUGGCGCCAGGUGAAGGCGGAGGAGGUGACGAGCUGCAACGUCAACACGGACCACAUCUUCUACACCAUCUACUCCACCUUCGGAGCCUUCUACAUCCCCACGCUGCUGCUGCUCGCGCUCUACGGCCGGAUCUACGUGGAGGCGCGGAAGCGCAUCCUGAAGCAGGCGCGCAACAAGCCCGGGAAGAGGCUGACCUCCGCGCGCCUCAUCACCAACUCCCCCGGCUCCGUGGCCUCCACCACCUCUCUAAACUACGGCACGAACGACGCGUCGUCGUGCGGAGACCCCGCCUCCUCCUCCGCGUGCCCCAACGCCGGCCAGGUGAAGGUGACCGUGUCGGACGCGCUGCUGGAGAAGAAGCGCAUCUCCGCGGCGCGCGAGAGGAGGGCCACCAAGACCCUCGGGAUCAUCCUGGGGGCCUACAUCGUCUGCUGGCUGCCCUUCUUCAUCUACACCCUGUUAGUGCCUCUGUGCGCCUCGUGCUUCCAUCCGGGGCUCUUCGACAUCUUCACGUGGCUGGGUUACCUGAACUCUCUGAUCAACCCGAUCAUCUACACCAUGAGCAACGAGGACUUCAAGCAGGCCUUCCACAAACUGCUGCUGAGGUCCAGCUGCUGCGGGCCCUGAGGACAGCCUGUCCACACACUGGCUCCCUUUCAAAGGACAGCUAAUGAGCGUUAAUAUCUUACCUGCUGCAUAUAAUGCCAGCAGCAGAUAGCUGUAGCACUUCCUGCAAGAAUAUAUCUCUACAGAGAUAAUAUGAAGCUGGCAACAAAACAAUUUAUUUAGAAAUGUUUAAAAUUUAGGGGAAGAUCUUUAAGUUUGUCUGCUCUGAACAAAACUAAGUUUCUCCAACUCAGAGCUAUCUGCAGCAGGUAAGAUAUUCACUGUUCACAGCUUCUUUUUGUGGUUUCAAAAGAGAAGUUUUCACGUCAUGGACUGAGCCGUGGAAUUAUUCCCUUUAACCUGAGGGAACGUGUCUGUGAGUGUAAGGGCUAGGAGGAUGCCCCGCCCCCUAACACUUUCGUUGUCUUCGGAGAAAGCCCCGCCCCCUGAUCUCUCAAGUCGUCCUCAGACUCUGUUGAAGUCUUGCGCCACCCUUUUUACCGGGUAUUUGAUCAUUUUUGGUGGUUUUGAGGGAUUUCCUAAUUGGUUAUUGUUUUUUUCCAGUUGUACCAGUUUUUGAGGGGUACCCUACCAAUCGGUUAUGUUUUUUUCCAGUUUUAGCUGCGUUUCAGGUUUUUCCAUUCAAUCGUUCAUAUUUUGUUCCGUUUUAGACUAUUUUUAGGGUUUUGCUACCUAUCGGUUAUGUUUUUUUCCGAUUUUAGCUGCUUUUGAAGGGUUUGUUACCGAUUAGUUAUUUAUUUAUUUUUAUUUUUUCAGUUUUAGACCCCUCCUGUCCUCCUCAGACUGUGUGGAAGCCCCGCCCCCUGAUCCCUCCUGUCCUCAGACUGUGUGGAAGCCCCGCCCCCUGAUCCCUCCUGUCCUCCU